Cornus florida is the source of this 3952-nucleotide messenger RNA. RefSeq names its product pentatricopeptide repeat-containing protein At5g55740, chloroplastic. Bases 119 to 2629 code for a protein of 836 amino acids. NCBI's taxonomy places the organism in Eukaryota, Viridiplantae, Streptophyta, Magnoliopsida, Cornales, Cornaceae. Gene Ontology annotation, biological process: RNA modification. The record is from RefSeq and is a predicted model, not a curated record. Gene Ontology annotation, molecular function: RNA binding; protein binding. The transcript has 3 exons.
GAAAUUAUAAAAUUCAAUCUAUCCCAUAAAUUUUCAACCACGUAAAUACCCUGGUCUGAUCAAUUUGUAUGGCAAGUAUGACACCAUAUCUCAACUCCCUUCUUCAACCUCUUCACGCAUGGCUUCUCUUCCUGUUAAAACCAUUCCAAACCCACAACUUCCUCAUACUAGAUCCACCAAACCCACCAAAUCUCUCAAAUUCACACCAAAUCAUCUCGGGAAACAAUCUGAAAAUGACAAAAACAAUCAAAUAUUAUACAAAUCUUACUUCAAACACAUAUCUUUUCUCUGCAAAGAUGGUCAAAUAGAAGAAGCUGUUGAUCUCAUCACCGAAAUGGAGUCCCAAAAUCUCCCAAGUGGUCCUGAAAUCUACGGUGAAAUCCUUCAGGGUUGUGUCCACGAGCGAGACCUCUUCACAGGACAGCAAAUUCAUGCUAAAAUUAUAAAAUAUGGUGAUUUCUUUACCAAGAAUGAGUAUAUUGAGACAAAGUUGGUGAUUUUCUAUGCAAAAUGCGAUGUUUCAGAUGUUGCAAUUGCAACCCGUUUGUUUUGCAGACUCCGAAAACAGAAUGUGUUCUCUUGGGCUGCCAUUAUUGGAUUGUAUUGUAGAAUGGGUUUUACUGAAGAAGCUUUGUUGGGUUUUUGUGAAAUGCAAGAAAAGGGUUUUUUACCGGAUAAUUUUGUUGUCCCAAAUGCUUUAAAAGCUUGUGGUGCUCUACAGCUGAUUGGGUUUGGAAAAGGAGUUCAUGCUUAUGUCUUAAAGAUGGGUUUUGAAAGUUGUGUUUUUGUUGGAAGUAGUCUAAUAGAUAUGUAUGGGAAAUGUGGGGUUCUGGAAAACGGAAGAAGGGUGUUUGAUGUUAUGCUUGAGAGAAAUGUAGUCGCGUGGAAUUCCAUGAUUGCGAGUUAUGUUCAAAAUGGGAUGUACAAGGAAGCAGUUGAGGUCUUUUGUGAUAUGAGAGUGGAAGGUGUUCAACCGACUCGUGCAACUGUGGCAAGCUUCCUUUCAGCUUCAGCCAAUUUGUAUGCUCUUAUAGAAGGUAAGCAAGGGCAUGCAAUUGCGAUUUUAAGUGGGUUAGAUUUAGAUAACAUUUUGGGAAGUUCCAUUAUAAAUUUCUAUUCAAAGGUUGCACUGAUAGAGGAAGCAGAGUUGGUUUUUAGCAUGAUAUUUGAGAAAGAUGUGGUGACAUGGAAUCUGCUAAUAUCUUGUUAUGUGCAGUAUGGUCUGGUUGAGGAGGCACUCAAUUUGUGCCGACUAAUGAGAUUAGAGAACUUUAGGUUUGAUUCUGUUACUCUAGCAUCGAUAUUGUCUUCGUCAGCUGAAACAAGCAAUAUAAAACUUGGCAAAGAGGGGCAUUGUUAUUGUAUUAGAAGAAACCUUGAAUCUGAUGUUGUAGUUGCAAGCAGCAUUGUCGAUAUGUAUGCCAAAUGUAAGAGAAUUGAUGAUGCAAGACGAGUUUUCAACUCCACAACACAGAGAGAUCUUGUGUUGUGGAAUACAUUAUUGGCCGCUUAUGCAGAACUAGGUCUGAGUGGUGAAGCCCUUAAAUUGUUUUAUGGAAUGCAAUUAGAGGGUGUGCCUCCUAAUGUAAUAUCAUGGAAUUCAGUAAUUUUAGGAUUUCUAAGAAAGGGCCAGGUCAACGAGGCCAAAGAUAUGUUCUCACAGAUGUUGUCCCUUGGUUUUCAGCCUAACAUAAUUACUUGGACCACCAUAAUUUCUGGUUUAGCUCAAAAUGGUUUUGGAAAUGAUGCUAUUCUGCUCUUUCAGCAAAUGCUAGAAACCGGGAUCCGACCCAAUGUUGUAAGCAUUAUUAGUGCACUCUCAGCUUGCACAGAUACAGCCUUAUUGCAGUUUGCAAGAGCCAUCCAUGGCUACGUUAUGAGGCGAUACCUUUAUUUGUCUAUUCCAGUUGCGACUUCUCUGGUGGAUAUGUAUGCUAAUUGCGGAGGUGUAGAUCAAUCAAAGAGAGUGUUUGAUCUGGUUUUAAGCAAGGAACUACCUUUGUAUAACGCUCUGAUCUCUGCAUAUGCAUUACAUGGCCAAGCUGUAGAAGCCUUUCUAUUAUUAGAACAUCUUCAGGAGGAAGGUAUAAAACCUGAUAGCAUAACCUUCACCAGCAUCUUAUCAGCAUGUAGCCAUGCAGGGCUGGUACAUAAAGGUCUGGAGCUUUUUGUUGAUAUGGUCUCGGAACACCGCGUGAAGCCAACUAUGGAGCAUUAUGGCUGCAUGGUCAGUCUUCUUUCUCGGCACGGAAAUCUGGAUGAAGCUUUAUUGCUUAUUCUCACAAUGCCAUUUGAGCCCGACUCACAGAUAUUGGGAUCACUUCUUGCUGCUUGUAGAAAACACCAUGAGGUUAAACUUGGGGAAUUUUUAUUCAGAUACUUAAACGAGUUGGAACCAGAUAAUUUGGGAAACUUUGUUGCUCUUUCAAAUACAUAUGCAGCUUCUGGAAGAUGGGAUGAGGUAUCAAGAUUGAGGAUUUUGAUGAAAAAGAAGGGCCUGAAGAAGAAUCCUGGGUGUAGUUGGAUUCAAGUUGGAGGAGAACUUCAUGUGUUUGUCGCUGGCGAUACGUCACACCCAGGUAUUGGGGAAAUUCAUACCACAUUGGCUUUACUGGGACAGGAAAUGUGAUUAAUGGGAUAUAUUCCAGUAGUUAAGAGUGGUGAUAUUUUCUUCUAGUGACCACAAGAUUUUGUUGGUAAAUUGAAGCAAAGCUGCUUGAAGAUCUUCUAUAGAUGGGCCAGCUAUGGUGUAGGAUAUAAUCAUACACGAUGAGAUAUAUAUUCCUAUGCUGAAGAAAUGACACUCUUGCAACUGUAGCCAAUUUUCAUGCUUUCUAUGAAAUGGAUAAGAGCAAUUUUUUUUCAUAAAUGUAAGAUUAUGUUAGUAGGUGCAGAGGCUCGAGCCUGGGCACUCCAAAUUCCACAGGAGGCUCUUAUCCAACUGGGCUGCGAGGCAUCUGCGGAUAAGAGCAAUUUGUUUUGGGGAUCAGCGAUUUGACACAUGACAAGUUUGAAAGAUGGAGGUUGAAGAUUUGGAGGACACAGAGAAUGGUGUCAAGAAAUAAUUCAUUAGAUGAUUCCUUUUUGGGCUGAAGUUGUACCUGCCAAUCUGGUGACAACAACAGCAAGAAGGUUGCUCUGUGGAUGGCCUUUACUGGAGCAGGAAGAGAGGAGAGGCCAUGUAUGAAUAGAUUAUUCAACCAGGAGAAGGGGAUGGACGACCAAUAAUUGAUGAUCAUUACAUUGUCUACAACAAGGGUCUGGUUACAGAGCCUACCUUUUCUACUCUGUGGUCUGUGCAUGCCAAAGAAUAGCAAUGACAUUGAUAUGUAUGGAGGUGCAGAUGAGCAGCUGGAAAAUAUUUUGAAGAUUGAUCACUUGAACCUGUAAGGCAUUUGCAAGUACCUCAGAGAAGACUGGCCCAAGUUAUAGGAAUGUUGAAUUCAAGAAAGUGCCAAAGAAGCUGAUCCAUUUGAUUUGUACCCAUUCUUGAUGGAGGUGAAAAAGGGAAAGGCAUUGAUAUAGUUGGCAGAUGAGAGACCUGCCUGGUCAUCCUUGGAAGAUGAUGAUGAAGGAUAGAACUUGCAUUGCCUUUGAAAGGUGGCACUGAAAGCUCUUUAAUCUUUAUCAGGUCACCUCUGGUUUUAUUUUUGUUCAGAUUAUAUUACUUUCUGCUUUCAGGAAACUGCACAUUCUCUAGAUUAUGGUUGUCAUUCCUUACAUUUUUUUGAGGAGAUAAUGGGACUGAUCGAGCUGCCUGACACCACUAAGAGAUGCAUUGCUUGGAUUUGCCGAUUUGGCUGGACUCUCUAUUGAGCAGCACAAAAGUUUGGCCAUUGCAGUUGCGCUUGUUGCAGAUCCCUCGGUAAUAUUUAUGGUUGAUGCUGGAGCAACUCAUAACUGUGAGUAUGCAAUGGGCACAAGAUGACCUGUGGCAUGCACAACUCACCAG